AUGCAUCCUGACCGAGUGGGAAGGCUUGUCAUCGAUGGGGUUCUGGACCCGGACGACUAUUAUCAAGGACGAUGGCUUGCAAAUCUGCAAGACUCCGACAACGUACUCAAAAGGCUGUGUGACUAUUGCCACCAGGCUGGCCCUUCCAAGUGCCCACUCUUCACCGGAGAAUCGGGCGCGGACAUCGAAGCGGAAAUAACGCGAGUCCUAACUGAGCUGAAGCAAGGGCCUGUGCCAGUUGCACCAGUGGACCCAUCGACGAAGGAUCCGAUCGUAAUCACAUUCGAUGACUUUUACCUCCGCUUGAUCAAUGCUAUGGCGUUCCCGUAUUCGGCCGCUGAGGAUGUAUUCCGACUUCUGGCAGAGUUUGUGAGGGGCAAUGUGACCGAAAUUGCUACCAGCAAACAAGGUCAGCUAGAGGCUGCUGCGUCACUUGGGAAUUGUCGCAAAGCCUCCGACGGUUGCAUGACCAAGAACUACUUUGGUAUUCUCGGCUCAACACCGUCAAUAGAAUGCAUGGAUAGCGCAAAUCACCGAGCUGGAGUGUUGAGUAAAAAGGACUUCAAGUCUUACUUUGCCAUGCUCACGAAGCAAAGCCGCUGGUUCAGCCUCAGCUGGGCGAGGCACAAGAUGUCCUGCAUCGGUAUCAUGGAUAGGCCUGCUUGGACUUUCGAAGACGAGAUACAAGGCAACACUUCUCAUCCGCUGCUCAUUAUCGGAAAUACGUUCGAUACCGUAACACCACUGCGAAACGCUCGUCGGGUAUCAACUCUAUUUCUAGGCUCAAUCGUGCUGUAG
Molecule: messenger RNA, 798 nt
Organism: Lecanosticta acicola
Lineage: Eukaryota; Fungi; Ascomycota; Dothideomycetes; Mycosphaerellales; Mycosphaerellaceae
Source: the annotation of a GenBank genome assembly